UCUUCCCAGGGGAUUGCUGACAGGCUGGGAAAGACGCUCAAAUGAACACGGCAAAAUUGCAGGAGCCUGCCUUCCGUUUCACAAAUGACAAUUGUGUCUAGAAAAAGAUGCACCAACCUCUCCGUGGGUAGCACAUGGCUUUGGAGUGGAGAAGGCGGAGGAGGCGGGGCCAUCUUUUUAGACUGAUGCUGAGAUCUGAAGGGCUUAAUCCUUAUAAGAAGAGAUGCUAACUCAGAACUCAAGUUUCCUGAUGUGGCCAACUGAGGGUGAUCUGACGGCUACCUGAGUGUGAGGAGUGCUUGCUGCUUGGAAUCACUCAGAUCAGUCUUUGCUUUCCAUGUGAAGAGAGACAUAGAGACUGUCUGGAAUUAAAAUGCCAGCUAAAGGCAAGUACUUUUUUAACGAAAGCGAAGGUUGCAAGUUAACAGAUCCUUUAUAUGAGAAGUACCUUUAUGCAAGUCAACAACACCCACUGCUCUUCUUCCUGCUCUUCAUUGUGGUUGCAUAUUGCUCAACACUUAUCAUAGUCUUCGUCUGUUAUCAUGACCCACAUAAAUACCUUGGCUUUGUUGUUACAGUGAGCAUCGCUCUUGUCAUUUUCAUCAUCAUGUAUGUUUUAGUUUAUAUUGAAUAUUACUUCUGGUGCCAGCUAAAGCUCUUUGCAGUUGUGAUCUGGAUCAGCUUGCUAGCCAUAGGAUACGUGUCCAUUUUCGACAAGGAAGACCAUGCACUUGCUGGAUGGGAACAGGUACCAUUUUUUCUGUUCAUCAUCUUCACAACGUAUACCAUGUUGCCCUUGGCCAUGAGAGAUGCUGUCAUUGUCAGCUCCAUUUCUGCCCUCUCUCAUAUUAUAGUCCUCAGCAUUGCGGCAGCAGAAUACAACCCCAAACAGGAUCAACAUACCUUACUCCUUCAGGUUGUUGCUAAUGCCUUCAUUUUCCUAUGUGGCAAUUUGCUGGGGGCAUAUCACAAGCAUCAGAUGCAAGAUGCCUCAUGGGAUCUGUAUCGCUAUACAUUAAAAUGCAUCCAAGUCCAAAUGAAACUAAAAAUUGAAAAGAGACAGCAAGAAAGCUUGCUUCUGUCAAUCCUGCCAGCUCAUAUAUCCAUGGGAAUGAAACUUGCCAUCAUAGAGCGUCUAAAAGAAACCAGCGAUAUGAAAAAGCAUGAUAAUAAUUUCCACAGCCUGUAUGUGAAACGGCACCAGAAUGUCAGUAUCCUGUACGCAGACAUUGUAGGAUUCACUCGCCUGGCAAGUGACUGUUCUCCCAAGGAGUUGGUGGUGAUGCUAAAUGAACUCUUUGGAAAAUUUGAUCAAAUUGCAAAGGAAAAUGAAUGUAUGAGGAUAAAAAUUUUGGGAGACUGUUAUUACUGUGUCUCAGGCUUACCUGUGUCCUUGCCGGUCCAUGCCAAAAACUGUGUGAAAAUGGGCCUUGACAUGUGUGAAGCAAUAAAACAAGUUAGGGAAGCUACAGGAGUGGACAUCAACAUGAGAGUUGGCAUUCAUUCUGGAAACGUACUUUGUGGAGUGAUUGGACUCCGGAAAUGGCAGUAUGAUGUCUGGUCUCACGAUGUCUCCUUGGCCAACCGAAUGGAAUCUGCAGGCAUUCCUGGCCGAGUGCACAUCACAGAAGCAACACUAAAUCAUCUUGGGAAAGCUUAUGAGGUGGAAGAAGGAAAUGGGCACCUCAGGGACCCAUACCUUGAAGCCAUGAAUAUCAAGACUUACUUGGUGAUUGACCCAAGGUCAAAACAGCGUGCCACUGACAACCAUCUUCCUCAUACCAGAGUGCAGGAUGGCUUGAAGAUGAGGGCCUCUGUUCGGAUGUCGCGAUUCUUGGAAUCUUGGGGGGCAGCUCGGCCUUUUUCUCACCUAAACCAUCGAGAGAGUGUGAGCAGCGAGACUUCUGCGCCCAACCGCAGACGUAGGAAGAUAGCACUGCAACUAGCAAGUCGUCAGAGAACUUCAGAGAGUUUGGAUGGAUCUAGACAAGACCACUUAUGUCCUCCUUCUGUUCUAAACUAUAAAAAUACCUCUCAGAAAGGAAGAAUGGAAGAAGAUAUCAAUGACAAAAUGAUGUCAACCAUUGAGGGCUUGAGUUCAGCCAAACCGUGGUGUGGUCAAAAAGACGAUUUCCGUGGACUGUGUGGGUUUUUGCUCUGUUUCGUUGAAACAGGACUUGAAAAAGAGUAUCGCACAAUCCCUAUUCCCAAACUGAGAGGCUAUUUUGUCUGCGCCAGCAUUGUUUUGCUGUGCAUGUUUUCAGUACAGAUAUGCAUCACAGGAGGGUCACAAACAUUAGGAAUCUCAUUUGGGGUUGUAGCUAUCAUCAUGGGACUGAUUUUGUGUGUGUGUUUCGCAGAUGAUUGUUGGAGAUGCUGCGCAAAGCGGUGGCCACUAACACACUACCUCUGCACGCUUUCUGAGAAAGUGGAGACGAUGCCAUCCGUCAGGCUCCCUCUGGCCAUCCUUGCCCUUGGCUCUCUGCUGAUCCUAGCUGUUUUCAACUUGCCAGUGAGCCAGCCCGGUGGAUAUCAUACUUUACCACAUGUCAACCCACUGGCAGGAAACAUUUCAGGAGUUGAAGAGGAAUCUCCUACAAUGACUGUGAUUUACCCGUAUUAUGCCUACUGCUGUCUCCUGGGUUUCAUUGCAUGCUCUGUGUUCCUUCGAAUGAGUUUUGAACUCAAGUUAAUGCUGCUCUCAGGAGCCAUCAUGGGAUAUUUCAUCAUAUUUAACAGCAAUCAAACUUUGAACAACGGCAACAGUACCAGGCUUUUUAUAAGAAAUCCAAGAGAGAUGAUCAAUCUGUAUCUGGCACUCUUUUAUAUAACUCUGGUUCUGUUGUCCAAGCAGAUAGACUAUUAUUGUCGGCUGGACUGCCUACAGAAAAACAAAUUUAAAAAGGAGCACGAGUCAUUUGAAACCAUGGAGAAUGUAAACAGGCUGCUGCUUGAAAAUGUCCUCCCAGCUCAUGUGGCUGCCCAUUUUAUUGGGGACAAAUUAAAUGAGGACUGGUAUCAUCAAUCUUAUGACUGCGUCUGUGUCAUGUUUGCCUCGGUUCCUGACUUCAAGGUAUUCUACACGGAGUGCGAUGUCAACAAGGAAGGUCUGGAAUGUCUUCGGCUCCUGAAUGAGAUCAUUGCUGAUUUUGAUGAGCUGCUGCUAAAGCCUAAAUUUAGUGGAGUUGAAAAAAUCAAAACCAUUGGGAGCACAUAUAUGGCGGCAUCCGGACUCUGUGUUGUACCAGGUCAAGAGAAUAAUCUGGAUCAAGAAAAACUGUGUGCUCAAAUUGGCAUCAUGGUGGAAUUUGCAAUGGCCUUGAUGACCAAACUAGAUGGCAUCAACCGGCAUUCGUUCAACAAUUUCCGUCUCCGUGUUGGCAUAAAUCAUGGGCCGGUAGUAGCUGGUGUGAUUGGUGCUCGCAAACCCCAGUAUGAUAUUUGGGGAAACACUGUCAAUGUUGCCAGCAGGAUGGAGACUACUGGAGAACUUGGGAAAAUCCAGGUUACAGAAGAGACAUGCAAAAUAUUAGAGAGUUUGGGAUAUGCCUGUGAAUGCCGAGGACUUAUUAAUGUCAAGGGAAAGGGAGAAUUGAUUACUUACUUUGUCUGCACCGAUACAGCCAAAUCCCAAGGGUUUUGACUUGAACAAGAAGACGCUGAGCAAUUAUGGUCAAAAUACCCUGUUGGGCUUUGCUUUUAUUUUAAGCAACUUUCUUUCAGUGAGGCCUGAAAAUUUUUACUCCUUCAGUAAAGGAGUUUAUCAGUGCUGGCAUUUUGUAUCUCCAGAGAAGAGCGCCGGAGGUUCUUGAAAGAAGUUUACAGUUGGGUCUACCCCUCUAUCUGAUGCCAAUUCUUUUUUCCUGCCACAGAGGACAUGGAAUUCCUUUCCUGCAUGCUUUUUUGGUUCAAAUGCCCUGCUUCUCUGCCUUAUCCUUGCCUUUUCAUGUGGAUAAUUUGAUGAUCGCUAUAGCACUGCCUUGAGCAAAAAGCAGACUACAGUAGACAAGAUUGGAGCCUGGUCAUUGGACAUCCUUUUCUGUGGAACUGCCAUCUGCACACCAAGCAUGCACUCUGCCAUUAAACUGUGGCUCCUCCUCUCAUGAUACACCACAGGCCAUCCUCAGACCUGUUGUCGAUCCCACAAAAUUGCACUCUUCAGUUUUCUCUUCAGCUAAAAUCUCAAGAUGCAAAAAUAUUUUUCUUGCAGUCCUUCUAUACUAUCACAAAAUAAAUUAGACCUGUCUGCUUUCAUCACUACUUACCUCUUCCUGUUCUGCAAGGAACAGCAUAAGGAGGAACUUCCCCAGCUGAUGCAGAUGUGGAAAUUCCUGUACUGUCAGUGUAAAAUUCAGGAUAUUUCUUAUUCAGCAACCCUACUUAUAUAAAUCAUAGUCAAUUUCUACUACAGCUUUGCUACUAAUACUAAAAUAGGAUGAUGCAUGAUCCCUAAAAUGGAUUAUGGUGUAGAAAAGCUAUCAAGCCAUUUUCUUUUUUUCUGUUUCCUGUUAGAAAUAUCCUCAUACAGUAGUUUUGAGUGGUGUAGAGCAUUAUGGAUGAUGUCUGUACUUCAUUGGCAGCUUCUGCUCAAACACUGCACAGUAAGUAAAACUGUCCAUACAAUACUGCUGAAUUUUAUCUUAUACAGGUUUGCAACAAAAAUGAACAAGAAGCAGGCCAACUACCAUGUCUGUGCCAAACUUGUCUAUGCCUCUUCCUAUACCAAUUAUUAUUAUUCAUCUGUAUUCUUAUUUCAAAGUAUGAUUCUGCUUUUUGUAUCUGUUAGGAAUUCUGAAAAAUACUGUACAUUUUUAAAUAGGCCGUUUUAAAGUAUUACUGAUCUUUACCAUCAGCUGAAGAUAGGCAUUGACUGUGUGUUGCAACCCAACAAAAUUUAAGAGAACUAUGAUGCAUUUCAGGAUGCUAGACAUGAAAUAAAGUGUCUGAAAGAGUCCCUAGCAAUGCUACCUUAUCUACAAAUUACAAUUUCUUUUAGAUGGAACUAUGGAAUUAGAUAUAAAACUGCAAAGAGUGUUUUGCUUGGCACUUCUGAUAUUAUGCAAAAUUAGGGCAGCCAAUGGAAAGAAAAGUAUCUGCUUGUGCAUAAACCCUAGAAUAAGCAGAAACAAAGGACAGCAUUUAUCUAAGAUUAUAUCCAAAGUACUAGUGAGUUAUGUUGGCUAGUACUGUUAACAACUGUAUUUUGCUUUGUGAUUAUAUUUCUGCUAGAUACAUUUGUGUAAAUGAAUGCAUUUUAGACGUAAAGGAUAUGAACUUGAAGAAUUUGGAGCGUUCUCUAGAGUGAAUCUAUUAAUGAGACCUGAUCUUACUAUUUUAAAAAGUUUCAGACUGCAGUUCAAUUGACUGCAAAUCUUUUCACCCUGCUAAGCCCUGUGUGCACCCUUGUUUGUGUCCAUUAUAAUUACUGUGUAAUUAACAUGUGGAGGAUGAAUUACCUAUGUUUCAUGAUGGGAACAAAUUUCUAGUGAGGUCUUACUAUAGAUAUAGGACUUUUAGAAAGUCUUAGGUGACUAGGGUAGAUCAUGUUAGAGAGUAGUAAGACAGGGUAGUCCUGGGUGGUAUUAAACAGAAGGUUGUGUAACUGUCUUUUUGUAAUAACUGCAAGUUAAUGUGAAUUAUUACUUUUAAUUUCUUUUUUAUUGUACAUUGAGUACAUGUUUGGUUUUUAAAAUAAAAUGGCAGAAGUUAGAACGUUUUGGUUCAAAAGUUCCAUAUUGUCUAACAUUUGCAAUCAUUACAUUUGGCACCUGCUCUCAAAUGUGUACCAAAACAGAAACUUUUGUGAAAUCAAUUAUUUUCUAUUUUGCAUUAUAUUGCAAUCCAAGGCAACUGGUCUAAGCUACGUUGCUUCCACUUUUACAUUUUCUGUAUUAAAAGUUUCAUGUUAUUUG
This is a messenger RNA of Candoia aspera, 5912 nucleotides long. RefSeq names its product adenylate cyclase 7 (gene ADCY7). Bases 374 to 3643 code for a protein of 1089 amino acids. The transcript has 27 exons. Gene Ontology annotation, cellular component: plasma membrane. Lineage: Eukaryota; Metazoa; Chordata; Lepidosauria; Squamata; Candoiidae. Gene Ontology annotation, biological process: intracellular signal transduction; adenylate cyclase-inhibiting G protein-coupled receptor signaling pathway; adenylate cyclase-activating G protein-coupled receptor signaling pathway. Gene Ontology annotation, molecular function: adenylate cyclase activity. The record is from RefSeq and is a predicted model, not a curated record.